AUGGCCCCUCAUCAGAACCCCGCACCUGAUGUAGGGGACGAAGAGGAGGAUGAUUACAUGUCUAUGGUGAUUGAGGAGCCGCAGCAGAAAGAAACGUUUACCCAGAAAAAACGCCGACAACAGAGAGAGGCCGAAGCUCGAGCUAAAGUCCCAUCCAAAGCAGAACGUGCAGCCCAGGAAGCCGAACGUCGUGAUGCCGCCUUAGCCACCAGCACGCUUAACCCCUCCAACAAGGGAUUCCAAAUGAUGGCCAAAUUGGGGUUCAAGCCAGGACAAGCAUUAGGUAAAUCCCAAGGUGAGAGAGUAUCAAAUCAAAAAUCCGAUAGCAAAAUCGGCGGCCGAGCAGAGCCACUCAAUUUGGUGUUCAAGGAGGACCGGGGUGGUAUUGGUCUGGACACUGAAAAAAAACGCAAGUUCCGGGAAGAGGCUGAAGAGGCAGUGAAGAAAGUAAAGCAGGAAGAGGGUGAUUACCGUGAUCGCGUCCGCAUUGAGCGGGAGACGCGACGUACAGAAGCUCAAUUUCACGCUGCGCAGAAGGUUGCCGAACGACUGGAUGCGGAGGCAGAGACAGGAGAUGGGAAGACCGUCCAAACGAAGCGUGGAAAGACCCCGACUGAACAUGAAGAAGAGGAAUCUGAAGAUACGACCAGUGGAUCAAAUAACCCGCAGCCGAAGGUCAAGGUCAAACCGACCUCGCAAGUCAACAUCCUAUAUCGCGGGCUCGUCCGUGAGCGGGAGGAGAAAGAACGUUCCAUCCAGGCUCGGCAUCUAUUGCAAACGUCCCUGCCAUCGUCAUUCUUCCCCAACCCGCGGUUACCAGGGUAUGACGACGACCCGACGCUGGAACGGGAGGAUAAAGUGGCGCUCGACAACAAACCUGACAUCUCAACUAUCCUUGAGCAGGAGCUUGACGAAGAAGACCCAGAACUGGACGAGUUUAAUGCACUCGAGCCGAGCGAGCGACUGGCCCGGAUAGUGCAGUAUCUGCGCGAGACACACCAUUACUGCUUUUGGUGUAAAUUUCGCUAUGAGACCGGAGAAAUGGAGGGAUGUCCAGGUGUGACCGAGGAGGAUCAUGAUUAA
Messenger RNA from Aspergillus oryzae RIB40, 1083 nucleotides. RefSeq names its product putative G-patch domain protein. The transcript is spliced from 2 exons. Lineage: Eukaryota; Fungi; Ascomycota; Eurotiomycetes; Eurotiales; Aspergillaceae. Gene Ontology annotation, cellular component: kinetochore. Gene Ontology annotation, molecular function: nucleic acid binding. Bases 1 to 1083 code for a protein of 360 amino acids. The record is from RefSeq and is a predicted model, not a curated record.